AUGAAACCUGAUGUGCCUCCCUCUUACGAAAGCGCGGUUAGUCGUGAGGCCUGGUCUAUCAUUGCGCCUUGGAUCCCCUCUCGCGACCUCUGUUCAGCAUGCCUCGUCUGCCAGAAAUGGUAUUCCAUCUUCAUUCCCUUCCUCUGGGGUGAUCCCGCCUCCCACUUCGGCAUUGCCAAUGACGCCGUCUAUGUCGCCCUCACUCGCUUCAAGAGAAUCCUGCGUAAAGCCCGAUUAACCACUCGGACCCUCACUCACACCCUCCACCUACCCCCUGCCCUGAGUGAAAUCUACGGCGGUCCCCACCCCACAUGGCUGCGCGAAGUCCUGGAGUUUCUCCCCAAUCUGCAGAGUUUGAUCGUCACCAAACUGCCUUUCUUCGACCACCACAGCCUCAUCGCGCUCAGAUCUACCACUAUCAAUAGAAGAUUGUCACAAGGUGAAGAGACGACAUUGCCUCCGUUUGGCCUGAAACUACUACUGGCUUCGAGCGAGCCCAACAGCACGUCGCUCGGCUUGUCUAUCGCCUUGCCACGAUUUCCACACUUGGUCUACCUCGACCUUUCAUAUACCCCACCGGCUCGUGAUGCAGCAGUCCUGGCGACCCUGGCACACCAGCGUGAUCUUCAAGUGUUGAAACUACGUGGUGUCGGUCUCAAAGAUGGGGAGGCCGAAGUCUUGGCUAAUGCGAUUGGCAUUCGAGUGCGGUUGUUGGAUCUACGAGACAAUUUCUUGACAGAUAUGGCCGUAAGAUCUUUGAUGCAGGCUUGUUUCUUGCCUUCCGAAGCCACCACUCAUGGUUCCCUAAACGUCGAAGAUUGGCCGGUUGGAAUGGCACCAGGUCCGGACUUCUUCAGUCUUGAUGCUCUCCGCAGCGAAGAACUCGAUCGUGAGCUUCUAAAGCAGCUGACUAAUCCACUCACGGGACGACUGGCCUUUGAAGACAUCCCUCAUCGAGGUCUGACCCAUUUAUAUGUGUCUGGGAACCGUUUGUCUGUCGAAGGACUGUCAAGUCUCUUGAAAUCCGAACGCUUACAUAUCCUCGACGGAGGGACUGUCGAUACCGUCAAAACUAUUGCCCGUACCAUAUCUCUGAACACCGAAAGCGGCUAUAUUGAUGAGGUUCGCUUUCCCGGUGCUGAGAAACUCAUUCCGGUUCUGGCCAAGUCGGCAAGUAGGAAUUUGACCUAUUUGCGUGUAGAUCAUGCUUUGAUCACGGCCAAACUUGAGGCUGUCCCAGAUGUUCCCAAACCGAAAGGCUCCGUUGUGGAGCUUGCAGGCUCUGAACCACUUUCAGCAGAGCUACCUUCUGAGGAGAGGCAUGUUGUGGAAGCACCAGCCCCAGCACAUUAUGCCGUCGAACUACCACCAGGGGAUCAAAUUUUCGAAAUGGAUGCUACUCCGGCUGCACCACGGGCCGAGCUGAUCGGAGAUGUUAUUUACUUUGCCAUCAGUCCCCCAGUAGGUGACAGGCCUGAGGAGAGUAGUCCUGUUGUUGAAACACAGACUCCCAUCCGAGGAGAAGGGCCAUAUGCUCCAGAAGUGGUUGGCGAUGCAGACCUCGAAAGUGAGCAUGGGGGAGACCAUGCAACGAUAGCAGAUUCUGAAAUUUCCGACGAGACAGGGACAAACAGUACGACAAGAUCUCUAGCUUCGCCUAUAUCUCCCAUGACUCCCCAUCCAGGACAUGGCACUUUUCAACCAUUGAUCGCUCCUCUUAAUAUCAAGUCUAAUUCAACUGUUCCGCAUGCGGCAAAUCCGCUUCCACAAGCAACAACCUCUGCUCCAGCUACGGCUCCAGCGGCAUCUUCAAAUCCCACACAGAUAUUACGGCAGCAACAGAAAAAGGCUCUCCACAUACCUCAGUCGAAUCAGCAUCGCCAUGCUCGGAUAGAAACACUUCUUUCCAAGCGGCCAGCUGGAACUUCUGCCAAGUCUUACCAACCAGGUCAAAAACCGCCGCAAAUUACUGCAAAUAACUUGAGCAUUCUCCACCCCUGCCUUCUCCCAAACCUCCGAACAUUGAUAUUGACCAAUGUUCCGACCAAAGUACCGCAGUCGUCUCCAGUGGUUUCAGCUUUGAAAGCGUUCAUUUCUUCUUGCGCAGACGAGUCCGCAUUGUCACAUCUCCUGGCUCGAACAGAUUAUUCUUUACCACCAGGAAAGGCGCGCCAUUUGGCGGAGAUUGAGCACGCGCGCUCUUUGUUUGCUCUCCGUACUCUUGUUCUAGAGAUGGAAUUGCCUGGAGCGAAGAAAACCGAUCCCACACAGCGCGCUUGGCAGCACUCACGUCACCGCAUAAGCAUGAGCAAGUCUUCCACGGGAGACAUGGACAGUGAGAAUCUCUGGUCUGCGGCUCAAAAUGAUUUCAGUUUCUUUGGAGAAGAUGGUGAGGAAAAGGACGAGUGUGGCAUCUAUCAGCACGAUCCGGAGAAAUAUUUCCCCACCGCUCGGUUUGAUGAUAAAAUCCUCCUAACACCAGAUGAUGCCUCGUUUGACAAUAGUGGGACGUCCAGUCCACAUGGAAGUUUUCAAGGCCAUGGCACUUUGAAUCCUUUCUUGAUGAACUAUGGUGGUGGUAAUUCUACACUGCAAAGUCCAAGGAAUCUACCACUGGGUAGAAACAGAAGGCCUUCGAAUGAAAGUCAACGAAGUGGUUUUGGAAACUCUUUCUCCAAUGGAGACUCUCGAAAUAUCGUGUCGGAGAUGCAAGGCGCGCCACUGUCACCAAAGUACAUGCAAAACCGGAUGGCACCAACCUCCAACCCCAAGCAGAAUUCUGCGGUCGAAGAAGACGAGCCCGAAGUCGACGUCGUUGCAGAAUUGGCAGCUUGGAGAAAAGAACGCAAGCAAGCCUACGAACAAGAGCUCGCUCGCCAUCGUGCCGGCAAAACUAACGGUCACGUCAACGGAGGCGGUUCAGGGCCCUCCUCUGCGGCAGGCCCGCGAGGAUAUGGCUAUGGCUAUGACGCUGGCGCGACUUCAUUCGCAAACGGAGGUGUAGCCGACCCUUCCAAUGGCACGUUGUCUACUUCUCGCCCAGCCACUUCUUCCGGACCCGCUGCACCUGCCGAAAUUAACGACAUCGACAUGCAGUUCAUCGAAGGGCACUGGAAAGGCGAGAUUAAAGUGGUGAGGAACUCAAAUCCGAAAGGCCGCACUGGUGUGGUCGACAUGUAUGGGAAUUACUUCGAGAAGGGAUAUCUGUAUCCUUGA
Exophiala bonariae is the source of this 3216-nucleotide messenger RNA. RefSeq lists its product as uncharacterized. The transcript has a single exon. Lineage: Eukaryota; Fungi; Ascomycota; Eurotiomycetes; Chaetothyriales; Herpotrichiellaceae. The coding region runs from base 1 to 3216 and encodes 1071 amino acids. The record is from RefSeq and is a predicted model, not a curated record.